This is a messenger RNA of Elgaria multicarinata webbii, 2574 nucleotides long. It is a transcript of the gene IDUA, whose product is annotated as alpha-L-iduronidase. The coding region runs from base 27 to 1946 and encodes 639 amino acids. Gene Ontology annotation, biological process: carbohydrate metabolic process. NCBI's taxonomy places the organism in Eukaryota, Metazoa, Chordata, Lepidosauria, Squamata, Anguidae. The transcript has 14 exons. Gene Ontology annotation, molecular function: L-iduronidase activity. The record is from RefSeq and is a predicted model, not a curated record.
CAUCUCGGACUUGUUGGGGGAUUAUCAUGCAGCUAGCUCUAAUGAGGUCCCUCAAGAUCUGGAGCCUUGUGGCAGCAUUACUGGGCCUAAUGAUGAAAGUGACCUUGGGGACUUUCUUUAUCCAUGUGGACAUCUCACAGACUGAAAGAGAACUGAAACACUUCUGGAAAAGCACAGGAUAUUGUCCUCCUCUACCACACAGUCGGGCAGAUUUGUUUGAUCUCAGUAAAGACCAAAGAAUUAACCUGGCCUACAUUGCUUCUGUGCCACACAAUGGCAUUGAGCAAAUUCGUAUCCACUGGCUGCUGGAACUAAUUCAAGUUGGGGUGACAAAUGGCGCACUUCACUACAAUUUCACCAACCUGGAUAACUUCAUGGAUCUGCUUUGGGAAAAUAAGCUACGUCCAGGUUUCGAAUUGAUGGGAAGUCCUUCAGGAUACUUCACAGACUUUGAAGAUAAAAAACAGGUGAUAGAAUGGAAGAACUUGAUUACGCAGUUGGCCAAGAGAUAUGUAGAGCGGUACGGAUCGAAACACGUUUCUACGUGGAAUUUUGAGACUUGGAAUGAGCCCGAUCACCAUGACUUUGACAAUGUAUCAAUGACAGCUAAUGGGUUUCUCAACUACUAUGAUGCUUGCUCUGAAGGAUUAAGACAAGUCAGUUCUGAGCUGAAACUGGGAGGUCCUGGAGACUCUUUCCAUCCGUUCCCAAAGUCCCCGAUGUGCUGGAGCCUCCUCAGUCACUGCUACAAUGGAACCAAUUUCUUCACUGGAGAGACAGGUGUCCGGCUGGACUACAUUGCCAUGCAUAAGAAGGGAGCUGGGAGUUCACUUCACAUCUUGGAACAGGAAACCGAGGCCGUGGGACAGAUCCAGAAGCUCUUCCCCAGGUUCGCCAAUGUGCCCAUAUACAACGACGAGGCAGAUCCACUGGUGGGAUGGUCGGUGCCGCAGCCAUGGAGAGCUGACGUCACCUACGCGGCUAUGGUGGCAAAGGUGAUUGCCCAGCACCAAAAUCUACUGAUUGCUCAAGCCAACAACACCAUCAACUACACCUUGCUGAGCAACGACAAUGCGUUCAUAAGCUACCAUCCCCAUUUCUUCACCCAAAGGACGCUGACGGCACGCUUUCAGAUGAACAACACGAAGCCCCCACACGUCCAGAUGGUGAGGAAGCCAGUGCUCACGGUGAUGGGCUUGCUGGCUCUCCUAGGGGAUGAGCAAGUCUCUGCCUGCGUCUACAGCCAUGGAUUAGAAGACCCUGAUACUCUUGGGGUACUAGCCAGUCUGCACAAGCCUGUCGAGGUACAGUUUACAGACAGCUGGCAGGCCUCCAUUUUGAUCUAUUCCAGCCUUGAUAACGAGACAUCUUCAAAUGUCAGUGCCGUGACAAUAAAUGUAACCAGCUACCCCAAACAUGAAGAACUUGUGUAUGUCACGUACUAUUUGGAUAACUACCUGACCAAUCCAUAUUUGCAGUGGAAGAAGCUGGGAGCGCCAGAUUUUCCUUCUCUGACACAACUGGAACAGAUAAGGGACGCUGAGGACCCAGUGAUGAAAGGGCCAUUUCCACUUCCUGCACAAGGCCGUUUGAUGCUGAAACAAGAGCUCCCUGUCCCAGCCGUCUUCCUCAUCCAUAUCUGUGCAAAGCCUCUCUCUGCUCCCAAUCAGGUGAACGGCAUCCGUCUCGUAGGCCUCACAAAGGGACAAGUUCUGGUAUUAUGGGAUGACAGCUGUGUGGGUUCGAAGUGUCUGAAAAAGUUUGAAGUUGCGUUUUCGCAGGAUGGGAAAGCAUACCACCCGAUCAGCGUCAAAGACAGUAUAUUUACAAUGUUGGUCUACAGUCCAGGAACGACAGUCACAGGAUUUUAUAAGGUGCGUGCUGUGGAUUACUGGGACAGGACAGGCCUGUUUUCUCUGCCAGUGUACUACAAUGAAGCAUUCUAAGAAGGAGCAAGAAGAUACAGAAUUUAAGCCUGCAGUUUGCAGAUGAACAUCUUGUAAUAAUCAAGUUACUGCCCUUUAAGCAGUGAUUCUCUUACUCUUUGACAAACUACCUCUCCCCUGACCCUGUAUCCUUCUAAACUUUCUUUUCUAAGUUCCCUCAACCCACCCAUUCAUCUCACCAGUAAUAUGUGGAGAUUCUUGCAGAUGACGUCUCCAAAUCCCCCUCCUCCAAGCACAAGCUUCUGCUGAGCUCUUUUCUUUCUAGAUCAGCAUGACAUGAUGGCAGGGCCAGACCUACCAUUAUGUAGAGUGUAAUGGUCGCUCAGGCAGCAGGAUUUGGGUACCAUUAAAGGGCAGCUGAUUUGUUCUUUAUUUAAUUUAUUACUGCCUUUUUGCUCUGAGAAUGUGGGCACAGGUGCACCAUUUAGGUUUUCCAGUUCAGGUGUCGAAAUACCAUUCUGGGCUGGUCCUGGAUGAUAGAGUUAUUCCCAUAGAUCCAGUGUGGAUCAGUGAGGUCCUCUCAGGAAGCGUUCAGCCUAUCCAAAUCUUGGCUUGGAAAAGGGAGGUGGGAAAACUCCUCCUGCCUCAGGAUCCAUUCUUUUCCUGGAAUUUCACACACACACACACC